AUGCUGCUCAAAAUAGCAACGGUUAGGGAUUCGUCAUUUUUACUCGCUCAAAAAACUAUUAUAAAACCGAUUUCUGCUCCCGCAAUUAUAAAUACAACGCGCCGACUUUAUAGCAGCGUUGCAAAUGACGUAGAGUAUGAUACAGUCGUGAUUGGAGGUGGGCCAGGAGGUUAUGUUGCUGCUAUUAAAGCUGCUCAACUUGGGCUCAAGACGGCUUGCAUAGAAAAACGAGGCUCAUUAGGCGGGACAUGUUUAAAUGUUGGAUGUAUUCCGUCUAAAUCGUUAUUAAAUAAUUCACAUAUAUAUCAUCAAGCAAAACAUGAAUUUAAAGCAAGAGGAAUCGAUGUGAGUGAUGUACAAUUGAACUUACCGAAAAUGAUGCAGGCUAAAGACAAAGCAGUGACUGGGCUUACAAAGGGUAUUGAAAUGUUAUUUAAACAAAAUAAGGUGGAAUAUCUCAAGGGUCAUGGUCGGUUUAUCGGACCGCAUGAUAUUGAGGUGGAUGGGUUGGAUGGGAAUAAAAGUUAUGUGAAAGGAAAAAAUAUAAUAAUUGCUACAGGAUCAGAACCUACACCGUUUAAAGGAUUGGAGGUAGAUGAAAAACAAAUUGUCACGUCAACUGGCGCACUCUCUCUAGAAAAAGUGCCAAAUAAAUUGUUGGUCAUUGGUGGAGGUAUUAUUGGUCUUGAGCUUGGUUCAGUGUGGCAACGUCUUGGAGCUGAUGUGACUGUAGUUGAAUAUCUUGGAGCUAUUGGUGCUGGUAUGGAUGGUGAAUUAGCAAAGCAGUUUUCCAAAAUAUUACAAAAGCAAGGGCUCAAAUUUAAAUUGAACACCAAAGUUUUGGAUGCUCAAAAACAAGAUGGUAAAAUUAUAGUGAAUGUUGAACCAGCACAAGGAGGCAAUAAAGAAUCGCUGGAGGCGGACGUUGUUCUUGUGUCAAUUGGUCGACGUCCUGUCACAGAAGGUCUUGGCCUCGAAAAUGUUGGCAUUGAUGUCGAUGAACGAAAUCGUAUAAAAAUCGACUCACAAUUCUGUACUAACGUCCCGCAUAUUCGUUGUAUUGGUGAUGUUACAUAUGGUGCAAUGUUAGCACAUAAGGCCGAAGAAGAAGGAAUUGCCGCAGCCGAAUAUAUUGCCGGCGGUCACGGAGAAGUUAAUUAUGAUGCAAUACCUUCCGUGAUAUACACACAUCCUGAAGUAGCAUGGUGCGGCAAGACAGAAGAAGAGGUGAAGGCAUCGGGUACUAAGUAUCGAAUUGGCACAUUUCCAUUUCAGGCUAAUUCACGUGCGCGUACCAAUAACGAUGCAGAAGGGUUGGUUAAAAUGAUUUCUGAUGCCGAGACGGAUCGCCUUUUAGGCGUGCAUAUUAUUGGACCAAAUGCUGGUGAAAUGAUCGCUGAGGCCGUGUUGGCUCUCGAGUAUGGAGCCAGCAGUGAAGAUAUUGCAAGGACUUGUCAUGCUCAUCCGACAUUGGCUGAAGCUUUUAAAGAAGCUG
This is a messenger RNA of Ambispora leptoticha, 1495 nucleotides long. NCBI's taxonomy places the organism in Eukaryota, Fungi, Glomeromycota, Glomeromycetes, Archaeosporales, Ambisporaceae. The record is from the annotation of a GenBank genome assembly.